GCCACUAACCCACUAUGGUUCACACAUUCCUAUUUAUGCAAGAUUUUUUGUUUCAUACAGUGUGAGCCAUUGAUAUCCCAAGAUGACAACAGAGAGACAGAAAAUUUCUGUUCCUUUUAUCUGGGAAGAAAGACCUGGCAUACCCAACAAAGAUUGGAAACCCAGAGAUCAUAAACCCUCAAAUACCCUAAAGUUUGUUCCUACUAUCAAGCUCAUACCUUCGAUCCCCUUCAACUGGGAGGAUAAACCGGGAAGACCGCUUCCUAGAUUCCUGCUUCCGUUUCCACCACAGUUUAUGGGUGAUUCCGGAUUCAUCACAAGAAAGCCAGGAGCAACACUAGGAGAGCUGAUGAUGAUGAGCCAAAGAAGAAGCUGCCCUGGAAAAGCUAAGCAAAAGCAGAAACAGAGUAUGACUAGGGAGCAGAAAUUCAUAGGGAGUGCUCACGGAUGCUGCAUGUUUGGAGGGGGGGAAAACAUUGGAGAUUUGCACACCAACUGGAAGAGGGAAUUAAAACUUCUCCCAAAAGUCUGAAACUUGCUUGGCUUUCAAUGUUUACAGAACAAUAAAGACAACUGAUUAGC
Molecule: messenger RNA, 582 nt
Organism: Cuscuta campestris
Lineage: Eukaryota; Viridiplantae; Streptophyta; Magnoliopsida; Solanales; Convolvulaceae
Source: the annotation of a GenBank genome assembly